AUGGGGAAGGACCAGGAGCUGCUGCACGCGGUGAAGACCGAGGACCUGCUCACCGUGCAGAGGCUGCUGCAGAGGCCCGGGAAAGCAAAGCUUCUCGGUUCUGCAAAGAAAGUCAACGUCAACUUCCAGGACACAGACGGGUUUUCUCCGCUGCAUCAUGCGGCCCUCAACGGGAACCUGGAGCUCAUCUCUCUGCUGCUGGAGUCUCAGGCUGCUGUGGACAUCAGAGACCAGAAAGGUAUGCGGCCUCUGCAUUACGCCGCCUGGCAGGGGAAGGCGGAGCCCAUGAAGAUGCUGCUGAAAUCUGGUUCGUCCGUCAACGGCCAAUCAGACGAAGGACAGAUUCCUCUGCACCUGUCAGCGCAGCACGGCCACUACGACGUGUCUGAGAUGCUGCUGCAGCACCAGUCCAACCCGUGCAUCGUGGACAAUGCAGGGAAAACCCCUCUGGACCUGGCCUGCGAGUUCGGCCGAGUCGGGGUUGUCCAGUUGUUGCUCUCCAGUAACAUGUGUGCUGCUUUGCUGGAGCCCAAAAAAGGAGACACCACCGACCCCAACGGGACGUCUCCUCUCCACCUGGCCGCCAAGAACGGACACAUAGACAUUAUCAGACUGCUGAUCCAGUCAGGUAUCGACAUCAACAGACAGACCAAAGCCGGCACUGCUCUCCAUGAAGCUGCUCUCUGCGGCAAGACCGAUGCCGUGAGACUCCUGCUGGACAGUGGCAUCAAUGCCGCAGUGAGGAACACUUACAGCCAGACGGCGCUGGAUAUUGUUUACCAGUUCAGUGCAACGCAAGCCAGCAGAGAGAUCAAGCAACUGCUGAGAGAUGCGUCAGCGGCUCUUCAAGUUCGAGCUCUGAAAGAUUACUGCAACAACUACGACCUGACCAGCCUGAACAUCAAAGCAGGAGAUGUUAUUACGGUUCUGGAGCAGCACCCUGAUGGACGCUGGAAAGGCUGUAUCCAUGACAACCGGACAGGAAAUGAUCGGGUGGGCUACUUCCCGUCCACCAUGGUGGAAGUCAUCAGCAAACGCACAGGUUUGGCCAGCACAGUCAUUUGCACUCAACAGUUUCAAAAGAUACCGCUGGUUCCCCCGGCGACGAUUGCCCCUGCCAACGCGGUAGUCAACGGCAACGACACCACGUUCCAUCAGAUCCAUAUCCUGCCUCCACCGCCUCCUCCUCCACCACAUUCCCAUCAGCCACUGCUUCCACUUUUUACUUCCUUUGGCUAUAGCAGGUCGCCCGUGACAACACCACAGGGAGACACACCCACUUUCCCAGGUUGUCGCGGUUCAGAGGCAAGUCCUCACAGCUCCCCCACGCCGUCCGGCGGGCCCCACGGAGGCUCCAAUGAAGAGAUCUGGGUGCUGCGCAAGCCAGCGGCAGGUUGCGACCGCAGCAGUGUGGGCAGCUCUGGCAGUGUCACGAGCGUGAGGUCAUCAGGCAGCGGUCAGAGCGCCGGCAGCACCUCGCACAACCUGCACCCACAGGCUGAAGGGGUUAAGCUUCUCGCCACCGUCUUGUCCCAGUCGGCCAAAGCUAAGGAGCAUCUCCUGGAGCAGUCCAAGUCGGUGGACCAACCUGCAGGUUCCGCCAGCUCCUCUCGGACAUCGAGCCAAUCGGGUUGUCCGCUGCACGAAGCGCCGCCUUAUGACGCCACGCCGGCCAGGAAGGGGGAGGCGCCAGUCGAGGGGAAGAGCUCAGAGGCCGUUGUCCAAUGGCUGAGCGACUUUCAGCUGCAGGUCUACGCUCCGAACUUCCUGGGCGCUGGGUAUGACUUGCCCACCAUUAGCCGAAUGACCCCAGAGGAUCUGACUGCGAUUGGAAUCACUAAACCAGGUCACAGGAAGAAAAUGACCUCAGAGAUAAACAAGCUGAGCGUCACCGAGUGGCUUCCUGAUCAGAAACCUGCCAAUCUUGGAGAGUGGCUGUCUGCCAUUGGUCUAAACCAGUACCACCAGGUGUUAGUGCAGAACGGCUACGAGAACAUCGACUUCAUCACUGACAUCACUUGGGAGGACCUGCAGGAAAUAGGCGUCACCAAACUGGGCCACCAGAAGAAGCUGAUGCUGGCGGUGAAGCGACUGGCGGAGAUGCAGCGCGGAUCCGAAGGCCGGGAGUCGCUCCGAAAGAAGCCCCCCCCGAUCACACAGCAGCAGGAAGUCAUGUCCAUCGACAGCCCGCCUCCAGAGGAGCUCAUGUCUCCAAAGAUGAGCACCUUCCAGGACAGCGAGUUGAGCACUGAGCUGCAGAGUGCGAUGACGCAGCCAGGUCAGGAGGUCAAAUCUCAACGGACACGCAGCGUCAGUAAAGACCACGAUGAGGUGACGGCAGGAGGGGGGGGAGUAGGCACUGGCCCGCCUAAGAAGGAGGCACGGACUAUGAGGCAGCAGAGCAGCCAGGGAAGCUCCUCCUCCUCCCACAGGGGCAGCGUCUCCUCCCAAGGCAAACACCGCCACUCCCACUCCCACUCCCAGCCGGCCCCCCCCUACACGCCGCCGCACACUCCGACCAAGUCUAGAACCUCAUCGUCCUCCUCCACUUCCUCCGUCCAGAGCACAGCUUCCUCGCAGUCCAAAACCAAACCUCAGUACAUCCACGGAGAGAGACCUCAUUCGCCGCGGUCACACCCCCCACAGUCUCCGACCCUGCGUGGCGCUCCAGGUCCUCAGCAGCAGCAACCUGCAGCCCAGCCGCCGCACCAGGCACAACCUCAACCUCAACCUCAACCUCACCCACAGAUGCAGGCGAUGGAGGUCAGUCAGAGCCAACAACCACAGGUCCCUCUCCUCUGCCUCCCACCGGAGGAGGAGCUGGCUGAGGGAGAAGGAGCAGAACCCUCGGCGCUCCAGAAGAAACGUGCUCACAGUCUCAACCGAUACGCCGUGUCGGACGGCGAGUGUGAUGACCGGGCGGCGCGAGGAGGAGGCGAAGGAGAAGCGGAGGUGAUUUUAAGUCAGAGCUCGAAGGUCAUUAGAGCGGAAGGAGUUAAAUACGCCACAGUUACGCCCCGGGUCAGCCGCAGCCACUCCGUCCGCAACCAGGACAAGAACGGAAACCGCAACCACUCGCAGACCUUGGCUCUGCGUCAGAAGAAGAAAGGCCCGCCCCCGCCACCGCCCAAACGCUCCAGCUCAGCCAUCUCCAGCUCCAACUCUAACCUGUCCGAUGCCAACGCCCAGCCGGCCACACUCACCACAACGGGGGGGAUGCUGGACGUGCCUUACCACCAGCAGCGGCGAGCCAGCGACCUCGGGGUGUCUGUUGAGGCCGGAGCUGUGGAGACCAACAGCAUGGGCAGUGUGAGGAGCAUCGCCGCCAUGUUGGAAAUGUCUUCUAUAGGGGGAGGAGCCAAAGGCAUGGCGAUACAGAAGAAUUUCCUGCAGGUGGGAAAAACGUCACGUGAGACCAUCGGUCUGGACGGCGAGGUGGUGAACCGACGGCGAACCAUCAGCGGCCCCGUCACCGAGCUGGUGGCGGCAGCCAGGCGCAACCAGCCGACUCCCUCCGCUCUUCCAUGUCCCGCCGUACAACCUGAACCUGAGACCGCCGCUCCCGCUGUAAACUCGUCCUCACCACAACCUCCGUCCUCCCCCCAUCCGAGCUCCGGAGGCAGCGGCAGCUCGUCAGAGAAUCUGCCGUUUGCAGAGGAAGGAAGUCUCACUAUCCGCCGCCAGGGAAGAGGAGAAGGAGAAGGACAGUGUGUAUUUUGUGUUUGUCUGCAGGGCGACGGCGAGGGAAGUCCCCAGGGAGACGGUGGCUACGCCCAGGAGGACAUCGCCGGCGUUGAGGCCACGGCAACCUUCAAGCGACGGCCGCGCGGCUCCAAGCCCCACCCCAACGGCUCCGACUUCACCCUCCAGGAGUCGUCCACUGUCAAGCGGAGACCGAAGAGCCGCGACAAGGAGCCCGAAGGCUACGCGGAGCUAGCUGCCGCUAACGGAGAGCCGGUGGAAGCUGGGUCGCCCAACACCUCGCAGCCGAUGCCUUACCAGAACGGCACCGCCACCAUGAAGCGCCGCCAGGUUCCCGGUGGCCAGGAUGCUGGAGUGACGGAGCAACCUCAACCUCAACCGCAGGUGACUGCUGCUCCUCGCAGGGACAGUGUGGACCAAUCAGCUCCACUGGUCAAUGAAGUCGUUCUGCAGAGGAAACCGAAGCCGCCGGUUUCCCCCAAGCCGGUCGUGGGUCAGAUGAAGAGAGGACCACAGACCCCCCCACAGCCGGCCAACAAGAGGGUCCCGCUGCCGGGCCCUGGCACACCUGGAAGCCCAGUGGAAGGAAAGAAGAUUCCUCCACCGGUUUCGCCGAAACCAGUGCCCCCGCCCACGGCGCCCAAACCGUCCAAGCUCAUCCACUCCAUGACCAGCCCCCCCUCCCCGACCCCACUACCAAACACAUUCAAGCAGCACUCUGUGGUGACCCGGCAGACCAGUUCCCCCCCGUCCUUCCCUCCCUCCAACACCCCCAGCCCUCCGAACGCCAAACCAACCAGCCCGUUGUGCCAGAGCCCGCACACGCCGCAGACCCCCACCACGCCACUCACCCCCCUGACGCCCCAGACUCCCCAGACUCCGGCUACUCCCAGCCCCACCCCGCCGCCCGUCAAGCCCCCCCGGUCCUCCAUCGGGGGGGUGUCCGUUGACAGUGGGAUGGUCGGCGGUGGCGUGACGGUGCCGGCAGCGGCGACAUCACCAGACUUCUGUGUGGAUUCUCUGGUGCAUCAGAAGCUGGAGGAGACCAGUGCGUCGCUGGCCGCGGCGCUGAGGGCGGUGGAGGAUAAGAUACUGCGGCAAGAAGACUCUGUGGCUGAGCAGAAGACCACAGUCAGUAUCCUGGACGACAUCGGCAGCAUGUUCGACGACCUGGCCGACCAGCUGGACGCCAUGUUGGAGUAACCACCGAAACCGGUCAGCAUGUCUCCAUGGCAACGCUGCAGCAGGACCGACUCACGAUGGCACAAUGGGCAAAAUGCCUCUCUCUCUUUCUCUCUCUCUCUUUCUCUCUCUCUCUCUCUCUCAAUCUCUGUCUCUCUCUCCUUCUGUUCAUCCACUCUCUCCCUUGUCGUCCGUCCCUCGCUGCUCUGGAAUAACCUCGUUCAUCCUCCUCUUCCUCUCACCACCUGUUGCUGACGAAGAAAACGAUGGCGCAGCGAUGCAACCGGCCUGGACGUGACGUGGAAGUGGGAGAGGGCGUGCAAGAAAAAUGGAUGGAUAGAGUAAGAGAGAGAGAGAGACACUAGAGAGCGGUUUAAAAAAAGGACCAAAAAACGACUUAUGGGAGAGAGGAAAUAAAAAAAAAAAUGGAGAGACAAAGAUGAAAAUGGCGGAGACUGCGUUUAUGAACUACGUGUGGACUCGAACAAAUAAACUAAACUAAUAGUGAUUGAAAAACCAACUGUGUAAUGAAUCAUAGUGUGGUAUGUGUACAUUCUAAGCAUGGAGAGUUUAUAUCUACUGAAAAAGUCCUGCAUUAGCACACUAAUAUAUAAUAUACCGAUAAAUAUGAAUCUCUAGCUCUUUGGUUUGAUGUCUUGGUUCUGUGUGGAAUGGUGACCUCUGGUGUUGUGACGAUGUAAAUGAAUUGGUGGAAUUUUUUUUAUCUGUGACCAAAACGAGACUAUUCAGCUCCUCAUGUGUGUGUGUGUGUGAGUGUGUGCGCGCGUGUGCAUGUGUGUGUGUGUGUGAAUGUGUGUGUGUGAUGGGGAGUUUGUGGGUCGUCAGAAUUUCAUGAUUUCAGAAUCCAGUUUCCUGUCCUGGCUGUUUCCAUCCUCAUCGUCACCUUCAACACACUCACUCACACACAGAAGAAGCACAAUGACCCAUGCAGCCAGCUCGCACACACAGACACACACAGACACACAAAGACCCACACACAGGAGCCUGCACAAUAUAAACUCUAAGGAGAGACGGGGAGGGCGAGAGGCGACAGCAGGAUGUCCUGGAAAGCAGAUGUUACGUGUUGUAGAUAAACCGCUGGAAGUUUGGGGAAAUGGUUUCAGGAUGCAGCUGAAAGAGUUUUAGUAAAACGAGGCUGAGUCUCGAGGUCAAAGGUCAGAUCAGGCUCAGUCGGUCCGAACUCCCCCUGCACAAAACAAACACAAGCACCAGAGGCCGAGACAAGGCCGACGAGCCCAGACUCACUGGAAAAAACACUAAACAAGGGCAAAGCAACAAACUUCAGGUUCCCACAUCCCAGAUUCACAUUAUUUUUCUAAAAGUCUAUCAUUCCAGAAUUAGUGAUUCUAACAUGUGAGUUAAAAAUCCAAAUAAUUUCCAGAACUUUGUGUGCAGUCAUUUCCAAACAUUUUAAAGCAAGGAUGCACUGAUACAAUUCAAUGUGUUUUGACAAAAAUAUUUCAAUAGCAGUUUGUGUCUAAUUGGGUUUUUCCACAAAAUAGUUAAAUUAUCUUGUUAAGAAUUAGAAUGAAAGCAUCGUAGCCCUCGUUAGAAAAAUCUGAAUCCGUUAGAUUCUUCAUGUUUCAUAGAUAAGUAACAUCUGGAAAUGUACGUGACGCUUUCUAAUGAGAUUUUAUUAAAGGACGCAUAAACAAAAAGUACCGGCCCCAGUGCAGAACCUUGUAGAACUCCAUGACUAACUUUUGUCUGCAUGGAGGAGUUAUUGUUCACUUGAUAAUUUGGAAUCUAUCAGAUGAGAAUCACUUCCUUUGCUUGAUUUAACAAGAGGGGCAGAGUCAGAAUUAUUUCUUCAGUGAUUAAACAGAAUCAAAAUACUGUAUUUUCCACUGAUGCCAUUCCAGGAUUCAAUCCGUCCUCGAACCAUCUAUAAACAUCUGUAUCAGGCUCACAUCAGUGCAUCUCUUCUUUAAGACUCUGCAUCAAAUCACAACUUUCCCAGGAACAAGUGUUCGACUCCUGGAUUCAUUUCUUCAGGAUUUAAAGAAAGAAAAAAAAUACACACUGGCCGAAACCCUUCCUGACACCUCAGCUGAUACACCCCCUCUCAUCCCACUCUCUCUCCACCGCCCACCCCCUGCUGC
Molecule: messenger RNA, 7007 nt
Organism: Limanda limanda (common dab)
Lineage: Eukaryota; Metazoa; Chordata; Actinopteri; Pleuronectiformes; Pleuronectidae
Gene: caskin1
Product: CASK interacting protein 1
Exons: 25
Coding region: 1-4905 (1634 amino acids)
Molecular function (GO): protein binding
Source: RefSeq, a predicted model, not a curated record